Lactuca saligna is the source of this 387-nucleotide messenger RNA. Lineage: Eukaryota; Viridiplantae; Streptophyta; Magnoliopsida; Asterales; Asteraceae. The record is from the annotation of a GenBank genome assembly.
AUGUCGCUUCAGCGACGACCACCACGACAACCGUCGGCUAUACAACCCUUACCAAGAUCUUAUAGAAUCCCCACACAAACCCUAUAUAAACUUCCCACAUCUCCUGAAUACAUCUUUCAAGAGGAAUCCAUUGCUCAACGGUGUUCAUGGGGCGAAAACCUGACAUACUACAUCGGCAUCGGUUACCUCAACGACGCAAUAGUUGGCGCCCGGAAAGGUUUAGUAGAGGGCGUGAAGGCUUCUGAGGCUAGAGACACUAUGAAACUUAGGGUUAAUCGGAAUGAAAUGCAUGGUGGCUGGAUUAGCGACUGGAGCGUGGUGGCUGGCUUAGCGACUGGAGUGCUUUACAAGACGGAGGCGGGGGCUGUUGCCGGAGCUAUUGGUUGA